UAAACCCCGCAGCCGCUCUGCUCAUCAACCCAUUUUAGCAAUAUUGUGCUCCUUUCUCUGCGAUCGCUCUUCUGCCGUCGCAACCAUGUCUUCUCUGCAUCGCCUUCUCUACAGAACCUUUUCUUCUCUCUCUACAAAAACCCAAUCGAACCCUGACCCCAUCAAAUCUCUAUCCACCGACCUCUACAAAGAACACAAUCUCAAGAAACUCGUCCAGAAAUUCAAGAAAUUCUCCGAGUUCGAUCGCUUCCGUACCAAGACUGGCAUCUAUGAGUCCACCGUCCACCGCCUCGCCUCCGCCAAGCGUUUCCGCUGGAUCGAAGAAAUCCUCGAGGACCAAAAGAAGUACCGCGACAUUUCCAGGGAAGGCUUCGCUGUGCGGCUGAUUUCUCUAUACGGGAAAUCGGGCAUGUUCGAUCAGGCCUCUAAGGUGUUCGACGAAAUGCCCGAGCACAAAUGCGACCAAACGGUCAAAUCCUUCAAUGCCCUUCUCGGGGCGUGCGUGAAUUCGAGGAAAUUCGACAAAGUUGAUGGGUAUUUCCGCGAGUUGCCGGAGAAAUUGGCCGUUAAGCCGGACGCGGUCUCGUAUAAUACGGUGAUCAAGGCAUAUUGCGAGAUGGGCUCGCUGGAUAUGGCUGUUUCUAUGGUCGAUGAGAUGGAGAAGAAGGGUUUGGAGCCGGAUUUGAUUACUUUCAACACGCUGCUCGGUGCAUUCUACAGAAAUGGCCGGUUUCCGGAGGGUGAGAAGAUUUGGGCUCGGAUGGAGAAGAAUGUAGUUCCUGACAUUAGGAGUUACAACGCAAAGCUGGUUGGAUUGGUUUCUGAGAAGAAGAUGUCAGAAGCAGUUGGCUUAGUUGAAGAACUGGGAGCCAGGGGGUUGAAAGCUGAUGUCUUUAGCUACAGUGCUUUGAUUAGGGGCUAUUGCAAGGAUGGUAAUCUGGAGGAGGUUAAGAGAUGGUUUGAAGUAUUGGCAAAAGGCGAUUGUCACCCAGAUAGAGCAACUUUUGGGGCGGUGAUUCAAUUUGCCUGUGAGAAGGAUGAUCUUGAAUGGGCUUUUGAACUGUGCAAGGACAUCUUUGAUCGGAGAUGCCUGGUUGAUGGGGCGGUCCUGCAGCUUGUGGUGGAUGGGUUGGUGAAGGAAUCCAAGAUUGAAGAUGCGAAGAAGCUUGUGCAGCUGGGAAAGUCAAACAAUUACUCUCGGUAUAAACUGAAAUUGUCAUCGGAGAAGUAGUGUUCUUCUCUAUGCUAUAUUUCUUGUUUGGUCUUUUGUAUGGUAUGCCCUUCCUGGCAACUGAAAUGCCCUUCUUUGGCUGUGAUUGACUUUUUAAGAGGCGAGGGAUUCUGCAGA
Molecule: messenger RNA, 1348 nt
Organism: Diospyros lotus (date-plum)
Lineage: Eukaryota; Viridiplantae; Streptophyta; Magnoliopsida; Ericales; Ebenaceae
Product: pentatricopeptide repeat-containing protein At3g13160, mitochondrial-like
Exons: 1
Coding region: 86-1231 (381 amino acids)
Cellular component (GO): chloroplast
Molecular function (GO): protein binding
Source: RefSeq, a predicted model, not a curated record